Oncorhynchus kisutch (coho salmon) is the source of this 9163-nucleotide messenger RNA. RefSeq names its product protein quaking-A-like. Gene Ontology annotation, cellular component: nucleus. The transcript is spliced from 8 exons. The coding region runs from base 280 to 1422 and encodes 380 amino acids. Gene Ontology annotation, molecular function: mRNA binding. The record is from RefSeq and is a predicted model, not a curated record. Gene Ontology annotation, biological process: regulation of mRNA splicing, via spliceosome. NCBI's taxonomy places the organism in Eukaryota, Metazoa, Chordata, Actinopteri, Salmoniformes, Salmonidae.
CGCUGCAGUUAACAGUGGUGGAUCGGAACGUCCCUGAGCGCGGAGUAAGAGGAGAGUACACGGCGAUACAGUCUUUGGGAGGAGAUAGUGCUUAUUUUCCCCCCUCUCUCAGCUCUAACAACAAAUUAAAUCCGAUUUUGGUUCAGAGGGUCGUCUAACUACAGCAAUCGAAACGUGGGAGGAACAAAGGAUUUGAUCUUUCAAGUUUUUCUUUAGCAUUUGUUUUCUUUUCAUAAAACAGGAUUCUGUUGGAGGCUCGCUCGCACUCUAGACGCAAAGAUGAUGGUUGGAGAGAUCGAGGUGAAGGAGAGACCGAGGCCGAGUCCCGACUAUUUGAUGCAAUUGUUAAACGAAAAGAAGCUGAUGACCAGUUUGCCAAAUCUGUGCGGUAUCUUUACACACCUUGACCGGCUUCUCGAUGAAGAGAUCAACAGAGUGCGGAAAGACAUGUACAACGACACAGCCAACGGACCUAUAGACAAACAGCCUCUGGAAUUACCCGAGGCCCUGGGGCCAAUCAUUCAUCUGCAGGAGAAGCUCUUUGUGCCUCUAAAAGAGUACCCUGACUAUAACUUCGUGGGCAGAAUCCUGGGGCCUCGUGGACUCACCGCCAAGCAGCUGGAAGCGGAGACUGGAUGUAAAAUCAUGGUGCGAGGCAAGAGCUCCAUGAGGGACAGAAAGAAGGAGGAGCAGAACAGAGGCAAGCCCAACUGGGAACAUCUGAACGAGGACCUGCACGUCCUGAUCACGGUGGAGGACACACAGAAGCGCGCUGAGAUCAAGAUGAAAAGAGCCUUAGAGGAGGUCAAGAAGCUCCUGGUGCCCGCGGCGGAAGGAGAGGAUAAUCUGAAGAAGAUGCAGCUGAUGGAGCUGGCCAUUCUCAACGGGACGUACCGAGACACCAACAUCAAGACACACCCCCUUGCGUUCUCUCUUGCAGCGGCGGCCGCCGCCGCUCAGGGCCCCCGUCUAAUGCAGGCCCCCCAGGGGCAGUUGAUGGCCCCACAUCAGCAGAUGAGGCCCCCCACACCGGCAGGGCCCCCCAUCAUGAACAUCAUCCGACAACCCCAAAUGCAGGGCAUGUUACCCAAUGGCACCCCAACCCUGGUGCCUCCCUCGCCGGACGGCAGCAUCCUCUACGCCUCCCCGUACGACUACCCGUACGCCCUGGCGCCCACCUCCCUGCUGGAGUACCCCAUCGACCACAGUGGGGUUCUAGGUAAGCGACCCUGGGGCCUGGGCGGCGGCCCCUUUAGCCCCGGACAGGAGGGCAGCUUGUUUUACCCUGGGUUUUUGGACGCGGCUUCGAUGAGCCACGGUCAGGACUUGUUGAAAGGUGCAAUGGCUACUAAAAUGAGACGACAUGACUCGCGCGUCCAUCCUUACCAAAGGAUUGUAGACAGAGCCGCCACCGGCAACUAACACAUGACCUUCUGACCUCUGAACUCUUCACCCAAUGACGAGCCGCCCCAAGCCUGCCUGCUGAUCAGUUAACUGGUAAUUGCCUUUUGCUAGCCUCUCGGGACGCAGUGAGAAAGAGGCGCCUGCCCUUAGUUACCCUAACAUGUUUUAGAUUUAUUUUUUUUUACAUUUAAAAAAAUAUAUAUAUCACAAUCUCAUAGAAACACAUCAAACCAAGUUAUUAUUUUAUUGAUUUCUGUUCAUUGAGUUGAAUUCCCAUUCUCUCUCUUUCUUUUUCUUCAUGAAUCACAAACUGGAGGAAUGUGUGUGUGUGUGUGUUACUAAUGAAUCUGCACUGAAUAAAAAAAAAAUAUAUAUUUAUAUAUAUAUAUAUAUAUAUAUAUAUAUAUAAUCUCAAUAAAGAUCCCGUCCUCCCUGUCGACCGCCCCGUACCUGCUCUGAUUCGGUGACCUCACUAAUAAUUACUGAACAAUGGUAAAUGGGAACGGAACCCAAACUGUAUGUCCCCUUUCCCUCCCCAUUCCACACUUCCUUGUGGGUCAUUUGAAAGAAAAGGAAAUAGAAGGAAAGAGAAACUAGACUCACACCAACUUGUUGAUUCUCUGUCAUUUUCAUAUGUGGUCGUGCAUUAUGAACCUUUGAGACGAUAAUAUGCUGACACAUUCUGGGUGUGCCCUCCACUGCUGUCUGUUAAAAGCAUGGCUAAAUUGACUGCAAAUGGAGCUUAUUAUAAUUUGUUUUUAUGUUGUGUUUUUCUUUGGUUUUACUUGAUUUUUCUGUUUUCUUGUUAAUUCAUUCUAAUGAGCUCUUUUGUGAAGGACUAGCCAGACAAAGCAGGUUGUAAGAACUUAAAAGGUAGCUUUUGAAGUGGCAGGCCUAUCAUGGGCAGUAAGCGGAAGCUAGGUGGGGUGCUGGGACAGGGUGAUAUGGGGAAGAAUCAGGAUGAGAAGCGGUGUUUCUAUUACUAUAAUGAAAGUAGGAUGGGUUGAGGGCACAGUGAAUAUAUAGUCAACUAGCUACUGAACUUAACUAUGCUCCUCCACACUGUGUGCCAAGUAUACAGUGCCUGAUGUAUUUAGAGAAAUGAUGCGAGCUGUGAUCUAAAAGACAAAAAAAAGUAUUGUGCGUAUUUAACCAGAGCGUUUUCAGUUGAAUUAUAUCUACUUAAAUAUGUAUCCAACCGCAGAGGGCUCUCCGCCAUUUUAGCGUUUGAAAGGGUGUGAUUUCAUGCUUGCGUAAGUAAAGCUCUAGUUUCCCACGAAGAGACAAAGGCGAUUAAACACUAAAGAUGGCUACUGGUGAAGGGGGGAUCCUGAUAGUGAAGUUUGUAUAUAUUUCCUAUUCUCUUUUUUUUUUAUUUAGCCUUUUUGUUUUUGGUUGUAUCUACACCCCUGGCAACAACAACAAAAUGCUAGUGUGUUUUUGUAGUUUUCUUUUCAUCUCUUUCCAAUUUGAUACCAAUCAAGUCAUCCUUGGGGGACGGGAUACUUGCCCUCAUGAAAAUAUGCCUGUUUGAAUUGAAAUGACUUUAUUUUUAACCCUCACCAUACCAGUUUGAAGUCCCCCAAUUAGCACAUCCACAAUGUGUCUCCAUGAAGGUAUAGUCCAGCUCCUGAGCCCUGACCGUUUCUUUGACUCUUUCUCAAGAACAAACAUAGGAUGUGAAAGCCAUGCCUGCCUGUUCAAAUUGCUUUAUACAUACCUGUUAUAUAUAUAUAUAUAUAUACACACACACACACACACACACACACACACACACACACACACACACACAGAGAGAGAGAGAUACAUGUAGAUACCUGUCAUUACAUAGUAAAGAUGGAGAACACAAUGAAAUCCUCUUACAGGAUGCUGGAGAAGAAAACAUAUAUAUUUUUGGCAAUUUUAGCUUUUUAUACUUGCAGUUACAAAAUAUGGGGGGGGGGGGGGGGGAGGUUAACAAAAUAGUAUGCAGAAAAAGGACAUGUGGCGAAAUGCUGUGUUACUUUGGAUAUUAUUGGCUUGGAAAAUAAAAAAUAAAGACCAAAAUAGUCAUACCUAGGAACAUUAGAAGGAUGUAAGUGUUACGAAGAGGGGUUGAGAGAGACACAGAGAAGAUGUUUUGUUUUUAAAGUUAGAAGAAGUGCCUUAUCGACGGUUGUUUCUUUUUCCAAGUGUUAACAUUCUGUUCAGUAAUAUCCAGCAACAACUAGGACACUGCAGAGAGGAGCAGCUUCUGUAUGGGCUCUGAAGAGUUGAGCAGGGUAGCUCCGUCAUUAUUGCUGAGCUACUGAAGUUAUUCUAUGCAAAAAGAAUAGCAGUCGUAUGACCAGCUAAAAUAUGUGCCAUGUGGUUCGUCUUCCCCAAGUAGAAGUUCAGUUUCUUUGUUUUAGUUUCUAUCUUUGGCCUUUUUCUCUGCCAUCGGAAACAAGUUUCAUUUCUUAUUUCUCUGCAUUUUGAUUUAACGUGUUAUCCCUUGUCUUGUUUUCUGGUAACUGUGAUUAUUCUACAAAGAACAAACUGCCAAUAGCAACGCAGAAGUCUGCCAGGACAUUUUUAUGAAUAAAUUGAAUAUAAAAUGAGAUUAAGAGGGGAAAAGCCGUUUGCAUGUAUACCUCUGUUUCAAAAUCUGCAAACUGAAAACAUCCAGUCUAACAAUGCUUCCUCACUACAGUCGGGGAAUGUAACCAACCCGUUUUAUAAUCGUAUGACCUAAAGACCCCAGGGGGUUUUCCCAGAUGCAGUUCGGGGCUCUUCAGAUUCGGAGGGGGGGCUGGAUGACAUGUAUUCUAUGUUAGUCAAUAUGUAGCCAUUCUGGAAGUGAUCGACAUACAGCUGGAUGAUAUAGCAGAGACUAGAAAAACUCCUUGCCUCCCUACAGGUAAAACGAUGAGGCCAUCUGCACUCUUUUUAAGGUCCUUACUACUGAGUAGUGUUGGGUUCCAGGUGUGAAUACUGGAAGAGGUGAAGACCCGCACAUGGUAGAACACACAAUUACAUCCAAAACUGAGGCUUGAAUGCAAAAUCAAGAUGGUUAUUAGAAUAUCAUGCUCCAAAAAUCAUAGUGUGAGAAAGUGCAUAAAUGAAAGGUGAAAACAAAACAACCGUUUUGUCUUUAGGCCAUCUCUACAGCUAAUACGACUUCACAGCCAAGCAGUUUUCAGUUAUUGAAACAAAAGGGGUAUCUAAUCAAAUAUUUAAAAAAUACUAUAAAAAAUCAAUUGAGACAUUCUACAGUAUUUUACCUUCCCUGGCAGUCUGAUACUAUUUAUUUUUCUCAUACAUGCUUUACACAGAAAAGGUCAAUUUGUUUUCAGUGUUAUGAAUUAUUCUUCAUUUUUUAAACAUUUUUUUUAGAAAUGCAAUAUUAACAUGGAGCAAGAUAUGACAAGCAUUUUGACAGUAUUAAGAAAUAUUCCCUCAUACAAUGGCACAGCGUGUUGUAACAUUGCAGAGGUUGGUUUAGUUCAUCAGGUAUAUGGUGAAAGAUACCUGACCUGACCUGCCUAGUACGAUGUAUGAUAAUGUAAUUUACAGCCAUUGUUAAAGGUUUAUAAUGUAUUUUUCUAAUCUCAUUUUGUAUGUAUAUUAUAAAAUCCUUUUUCUGACAUUUUUUGUUGUUGUUGUUGAUGAAGCCCACUGCAACUUGUUUUUGAACCCCCCCCACCACCCCUCACAUCUUGAAAUCUGUCCCUCAUUAGGAGUGUUUCCUUUCCUAGAGUUAGAUUUAGUUUUCUUGCCAACUCCUAGCUUGUUUAACUCAUUAGCAACUUUUCGUUUCUUGUCAUAAGUAUUUUUACAUGCUUGCUUUUUAGUUUUCAUUGUGUGUGUUGUUAUUUCUUAUUAACCCCUUGGCAUUUAUUUUAAUAAAACAUUCUUAGUAAGAAUUUUACUAACUUGCUGAUAUUAUUUUGGUCUUGUUUUUAACAAGUUUAAUGGAUGUACGACCUUGGUCUGGUUCACGGACUAACACAAUUAAAACUGGUGUCUGACCACCAAACACUUACACUGACAUGCCUGUACACACACGCAUAUGUGUGCACUCAGCAGCAUUCAUAUUUGCGCACACACACACACACACACACACACACACACUGUCUAACUGGAACCUGUGCACGAGCUGAUCCGUCCCUCACUCUCGCUCACACAUACUUUCACCUGUGUUGCUGAAAAGAUUCUUCUAAACACUCUACAUAAUCCCAGCACCGCUGCUGUCUCGUCCCUCCUUUCUGUUUAUCACCACUCUCUUGUGGUUUUGCCCUUUGUAAGAGAACCAGGUAGCUGCUCGCUGUAACUGGAAGUGUAGGAGAACCAGGGAGCUGCUCUCUGUAGGAGAACCAGGAAGCUGCUCUCUGUAGGAGAACCAGGGAGCUGCUCCCUAUAGGAGAACCAGGGAGCUGCUUCCUAUAGGAGAACCAGGGAGCUGCUCCCUGUAGGAGAACCAGGGAGCUGCUCCCUGUAGGAGAACCGGGAAGCUGCUCCCUGUAGGAGAACCGGGGAGCUGCUCCCUGUAGGAGAACCGGGGAGCUGCUCCCUGUAGGAGAACCGGGGAGCUGCUCCCUGUAGGAGAACCGGGGAGCUGCUCUCUGUAGGAGAACCGGGGAGCUGCUCUCUGUAGGAGAACCGGGGAGCUGCUCUCUGUAGGAGGACCGGGGAGCUGCUCUCUGUAGGAGGACCGGGGAGCUGCUCUCUGUAGGAGGACCGGGGAGCUGCUCUCUGUAGGAGGACCGGGGAGCUGCUCUCUGUAGGAGGACCGGGGAGCUGCUCUCUGUAGGAGAACCGGGGAGCUGCUCUCUGUAGGAGAACCGGGGAGCUGCUCUCUGUAGGAGAACCGGGGAGCUGCUCUCUAGCGGUAACUGGAAGUCUAGGGUUGCAGGUGAAACACUAGGAUCCAACACACAUGUACAACUGAAACCUAAUAUGCUGCUCAUCAUACAUUAUCUCAAGGCAAUCUGCCUUGUGUAGGAGUAACUCAUCUGAUUCAACACCAAUGUGCCCUCCUGGGUUUGAGAGGGGGGAGAGCAACAGAGAGAGAUUACUGUAGCGCAGAAGAUACUAAUGUUCAUAUUGCUAUGACCCCCUAUUACUAUGACUCCAUAUUGAUAUGACCCCCCUAUUACUAUGACUCCAUAUUGCUAUGACCCCCUAUUACUAUGACUCCAUAUUGAUAUGACCCCCUAUUACUAUGACUCCAUAUUGCUAUGACCCCCCAUACUAUGACUCCAUAUUGCUAUGACCCCCUAUUACUAUGACUCCAUAUUUCUAUGACUCCAUAUUGCUAUGACCCCCUAUUGCUAUGACUCCAUAUUGCUAUGACUCCAUAUUGCUAUGACUCCAUAUUGCUAUGACCCCCUAUUGCUAUGACUCCAUAUUGCUAUGACUCCAUAUUACUAUGACUCCAUAUUGCUAUGACCCCCCUAUUGCUAUGACUCCAUAUUGCUAUGACUCCAUAUUGCUAUGACCCCCUAUUACUAUGACUCCAUAUUGCUAUGACUCCAUAUUGCUAUGACCCCCUAUUACUAUGACUCCAUAUUGCUAUGACUCCAUAUUGCUAUGACUACAUAUUGCUAUGACUACAUAUUGCUAUGACCCCCUAUUGCUAUGACUCCAUAUUGCUAUGGCCCCCUAUUACUAUGACCCCCUAUUACUAUGACUCCAUAUUGCUAUGACUCCAUAUUGCUAUGACCCCCUAUUACUAUGACUCCAUAUUGCUAUGACUCCAUAUUGCUAUGACCCCCUAUUGCUAUGACUCCAUAUUGCUAUGACCCCCUAUUACUAUGACUCCAUACACCGUUAUUACAACCCAUUCAAAAUGAACUGGUCCUGCAAUGUGACGCGUACCGUUGGGAAGUAGACUGUCGUCUGAUGUUAGACACAACUGGAGCCCCUAUACAAUCCCUGAAAAAGGCGAUCCGUUGCUACAAUGUACUACUACUAUAUUUACUGUUAAGUAAUUCUACAGGUUAUUGUAAUGCUUUCACGGGGCCGUUUCACUAAAGCACCAGCCAUUCAUCUACAGGGUGAACCAAUUGGUCGGUUCUAUUCAGGUCAUCUGUGCCUUUUUAACCAUUGGUCAUUUUCCUACUCAGGUGUGAAGUGUAGAUCAGACAAUGACCUAAAGGCUACACUAGAAGGGAGUGCUUGUAGUGCUGACGUAGUAUUCUACUGCCUUAACCCAUUUCGCAAGAGUCUAAACGGUAGUGUUGACAAUGCAACAAAAACUUUGGGAUCCAAUUUAGAAUGAAGAUAUUAGCUUCUAUUAGUCGCUUUGUAAUCCGACUCGAUUCACAGCCAGCGCCUACUAAUGUCUGUUCUGUUUCACUUCCUUCCUCUUUGCUUCUUUUCUUCACUAAUUUGAGGUGUUCAGACUGACACAUGAGCCGAGAUGAGCUGUUAUUAAUCUCUCUUUUUUGUGUGUGAUUAUACUGUAACCCACUGGGUGUUGCCUCCGCAAUUUCAAAGUAUCUCUGCACAAACGACUUCGGCUUUUAACAAUCUAAUUCCUUAGUUUCCACAAACAAGCGAGUAAAGCGCAUAACGUUUAGACUUUCUCCGCUGUCUGAAAUGAACAAGUCUUCCCUGUCUGAUGAUCAUGGGUUUCUGUGACACUUCACUUUAGACGAGCAGUAAAGAAAACAAUAGAUAUCAAUGGGAGUUUGUCAAUCCAAACUUUGGCAUAUUUCCAUCUGAAGCGAUGUUUAAGCAAUACUUGUUGGGUCUUCUAACCUUUCUUAUAUAUUUAUGUAGUUCAUUGUAAAUUUAAAUUAAAUUUAAAAAACAAUUCUCUGUGCCCCCCCAAAAAAUGUCCAUAACUGGAAUCUGCCUUUUAGCAGUGGGUGUCUUUAUGCUGUCUGAAGUGUAAGUGUUGCCUUUAUUUUUCUGUUGGCUCGUUUCCCCAGUUGAGCUGAUGACAAGAAUAUGAAUUGGCAAGUUAUUUGUCUGGUGUUGCAAUGCAUUACAAACCCUGCCUGCAAGAUUGCAUCUGGAAAUAAUAAGUGCCUUUUUGUGAGAGAUUUUGGAAAAUGUAUAUAUUGUGCCAAUUACUAGUAUCUCUCACUUGCCAUUUUUGUUGAGCACUAAAAAAUGAAAUUCCUUAGCUAUUCCUGCACACUGUAGAUGGAUCGUUUUAGUUUUUUUUUGCUAAACUGGAAUAUUUGUAAAAAAAUAUAUAUAUAUUUUGGUUUAAAAAAAAAUGUCAAGCCUUCCAUUUGUUGUAUGUAAUUGGACCACAUUAUGCAUAUAAUAGCUGUUUAGGGAAGCAGUGGUUUGAAUGAAUGUCUUGUGUUAGUCCUGAACUGUGUUACUACUACCCCUGUAUUGUCAACAAGUAUAUUUCUGAAAACAUUCCUCAAACGUAAGCCACAUUAACAGCUGGUUAACCCAUUAACGUGGUCUCAAUGACGUAGCACUCAGAGUUAAAGGGUAACGAUACCAACAAUUGGAAUAAUGAUUGAAACCCCAUUCGAUUUUUUAAAAACGUUUAUCUUUUGUUUGUCAACGAUGUGUGUUGAAAAAAUAUAAUUAAAAACAUUUCUCAUUGAUCUGCUAUAGAAGUUCCUGUUGCAUGUAGGGGUACAUUACAUCUGAGAAUUGUUGUGGAGUUGUAAGGUUUUAUGUUAUGUUGUUUUGUUUUUAUAGAGGACUAGAAUAGGAUUUUGAGUAGGAUAUAAAACGAUGUAUUGUCAAUUAUGUUGCUCACACCAAAAAAGGAAAAUGUCAUGUACAAUAAAGAACCACAUUUACAAGUGGCCUGUUGACUGCU